AUGAGUUGCUGCCCUGCGACCGCUGAGCCUGCGCGUGGCCCCGCAGACCAUUUCGGUGUGAUGAAGAAGACUGGGAAUACCAACAUUUACGUAACUGGUCCUGCAUCUGCUACCGCCGGUAUUCUAGUGUACCCAGACAUCUACGGCCUUGACAGCGGCCGCACCAAGAGUGAUGCCGAUACGAUGGGCAAGCUAGGCUAUGCCGUCGUGGUCAUUGACCUCACGGACGGCGACUAUGUCGAAGACCUAGACGACCUUCAACAGUGGUUAAAAAAGUACACGUUUGCUCAGCACUUGAGUCCGCGUAUUCAGGACGCAAUUAAGUACCUCAAGACGGAAGUGGGCGUCGAGCGACUUGUUAGCUACGGAAUGUGCUGGGGAGCGUGGGUAGGUGCCACACAGACGGCACAAAACGAUCCGGUCGUGCUGGGCCACGUGUCGUUCCAGCCGUCCUGGAUCGUCGAGAGCUGGCUCAAAGGCGGCGAUGCGGCGGUCGGCACGCUGGCCAAAAGCGUCCACGUGCCGCAGCUGCUUUUGGUUGCUGGCGACGACCCCGACUACCUCAAACCCGGUGCCCGCAUCCACGACAUUCUCAGGUCGCGUGCGGACAUUGGCCCAGAGUCGGACGUGAUGCUUUUCGCCGACGAGAAGCACGGGUGGGUCCACCGCGGAGACCUCGAGAACGUGGCGACAAAGUCAGCCGUCACGGAGGCGUGGCACAGCGCUGCCAAGUUCAUCCAGACAAUCUGUCCGCCGUGA
Molecule: messenger RNA, 759 nt
Organism: Hyaloperonospora brassicae
Lineage: Eukaryota; Oomycota; Peronosporomycetes; Peronosporales; Peronosporaceae
Source: the annotation of a GenBank genome assembly